Messenger RNA from Abrus precatorius (Indian licorice), 911 nucleotides. RefSeq lists its product as uncharacterized. Lineage: Eukaryota; Viridiplantae; Streptophyta; Magnoliopsida; Fabales; Fabaceae. The record is from RefSeq and is a predicted model, not a curated record. Gene Ontology annotation, molecular function: protein phosphatase inhibitor activity. The transcript is spliced from 7 exons. Gene Ontology annotation, cellular component: cytoplasm. The coding region runs from base 154 to 624 and encodes 156 amino acids.
CAAUGGUAUUUUGGUUGGAGAGUUGCAGAGAGCACUUUGGAAGUUAACUUUCAUUUCCUUUCCAAAUUCACGCAACACCAUCUCUUCUCUCUCUGCGUUCAACAGAUCCAAAGUUUCUCUUCUCACGAUACGAGCAGGGAAAGGGUGGAAGCAAUGUCGGAGGGUGAUGUUGGGGAUGUGAAGAAGGAUCAAGAGGUUGUUGAUGAUUCUUCUAAGAAUGAAAAAUCCGUGGAUGAUCUAAAAGAUUCAGAUAAGGAUCAAAAUGAUGAAAACCCCAUGCCCUCAUCUCAGCAGGAGGAAGAAGUUAUCAAGAAAAAAUAUGGAGGGAUGUUGCCAAAGAAGCCUCCACUAAUAUCAAAGGAUCAUGAACGUGCCUAUUUUGAUUCUGCUGAUUGGGCUUUGGGGAAGCAAGGAGCACAAAAGCCUAAAGGACCACUUGAAGCACUCCGUCCAAAGUUGCAGCCAACACAACAGCAGGCCCGCUCAAGGCGCUCAGCUUAUGCUCCAGCAGAUGAUUGUGAAGUUGAUGGCUGCAGCAAUGAUGCAUCCCCAGAGCAUCAAAGUGCUACUGAAGAUGUUGGUGGUGAUAAACGUGAUACUGCUCAGGACCAAAGCUGCCGUUAAUAACUAUGGUUUUGACCUAUUAUUUGCAUUUUGACACCGAUGCUUUUUCUCUGAAUUUAGUAGCAAACAAUCCUACAUAUUAGAGUUGCUUGUGCUAAAAACUAGAAGUUGGAGUUUUGAAGCAGUUGUAACCAUGAAUUAGAUAUGUAUGGGACUAUAUGACGUGCUAGGAUUGUACUAUGAGAGAUCUUGAUCUCUACAUUCAUUUGUGAAGGCACGAUUGUGCCGUUUGUAACAUUUGACAUCUCACAUGAUAUAAUAAUCUAUAAUAAGAUUGGAUAUGAAAC